AUGGUGGAUGUUGAAGUAUUUUCAUCAGAUCUUGUCAGAUACGUGUUUCCGUUGGCGGUGACAGUGAUGGACGAAGGUGGUGGUUAUCACCGCUCGUCGGAGCUCAUAAAUAUGGAGGAGAAAAUGGUAGAUCUGAAGACGAAAAUGGUAGAUCUGAAGACGAAAUUCGUAGAUCUGAAUACAAAAAUCGUAGAUCUGAAGAUGAAAGUCGUAGAUCUGAAGAUGAAAAUCAUAGAUCUGAAAACUAAAGUCGUAGAUCUGAAGCUGAAAAUUGUAGAUCUGAAGCUGAAAAAUUGUAGAUCUGAAGCUGAAAUUGUAGAUCUGGAGCCAACCGGAACUUGUUAA
Messenger RNA from Lactuca virosa, 345 nucleotides. The record is from the annotation of a GenBank genome assembly. Lineage: Eukaryota; Viridiplantae; Streptophyta; Magnoliopsida; Asterales; Asteraceae.